Dentiscutata erythropus is the source of this 231-nucleotide messenger RNA. The record is from the annotation of a GenBank genome assembly. Lineage: Eukaryota; Fungi; Glomeromycota; Glomeromycetes; Diversisporales; Gigasporaceae.
AUGUCCGUUAAAUUGUUCGUUGGUGGUUUGUCAUGGGGAACUGACGACCGUUCUCUUAGGGAUAGGUUUGAAGAAUAUGGCAACGUUGAGGAUGUCGUUGUCAUUCGCGACCGUGAUACUGUCGUGGUUUCGGUUUUUAAUGAAGAAGCUGAAGCCGCGAUCCAAAAUUUGAAUGAUCAAGAAUUCGACGGACGAACUAUUAAGGGUAUAUAUUUGCUCAUUUUCAAAUAA